This is a messenger RNA of Blepharisma stoltei, 333 nucleotides long. The record is from the annotation of a GenBank genome assembly. NCBI's taxonomy places the organism in Eukaryota, Ciliophora, Heterotrichea, Heterotrichida, Blepharismidae.
AUGGGCUGUUGUGCGUCAGUGGAUUUGAAAGCAGACCGCGAGGGAGAAGAGUAUAAAGGAUAUGAUGGAAAAGCUCAGGCUAAAGGUUCUAGCCAAAAAGUUAUAGCCCAAAAAGCACCUUAUGCGAAGGAACUGGAAGCGAAAAAGACUUAUUAUUAUUGUGACUGCGGAAGGUCCAAAAAUCAACCAUUCUGUGAUGGAAGCCACACUGGAACUCCUUUUACCCCACUUGCUUUUACAGUGCAAGAAAGCAAGACUUAUUAUAUUUGUGGCUGCAAGCAAACCUCCCAUGCUCCUUAUUGUGAUGGAACUCACAAGAAGAUCGAUUGGUAG